CGAGGCUCUACGCACGUUCGAUUCCAAUCCAGCACACAUCGAGACCGUGUCAACCACCUCCAAGCUUCUGACAUGCUGCCUUUACGUUGUACAUGAUGAUGCUGUGACACUGGUCCUUUCAAAUAACUACAGAGACUACAAACUUGAACCUCGUCAUCAUGGAAACUGCCAGUGUCGGCCACCCAAUGCAACCGACACAACCAGCGCCGUUACCAGCACCGUUACCACCGACAAUGAUGGCACAACCUGCCAGUCCCGCCCCGACGCCGCCAGCACCACCAGUGGCUUUCCCAUCACCAGCUCCGAUACCACAACCCAUGCAACUCAUCCAGCCGAUGCCGUUACAGUUCUCUCCUUACGCGCCUCCAGCACCACCAGCAACAGCGCCUUUGACACCACCGGCGCAACCGACGCAAUCAACGCAACCUCCACAGUUCACACACCCGCCCCAAUCCACACCACCGGCUCAAACGCAACCGACGCAGUUCGUACACCCUCCCCAACUCACACAACCCAUACCCCCUCGCGGACCUAUCCUGCCCAGGUCCCCUCCCGGAUCUACAACUACACAGCCCGUACCACCAACGCAGCCCAUGCAACCCGCCCAGUCACCAGAGACAGAAACAACACCCUCAACACCUCGCCGCAAACGGCUGACGCGCGACCAACGCCGGGAUAUCCUCCUGAUGCGCAGCCUGGGGUAUACAUACGAGCAGAUCUCCAAACACCUUCACGUCACGAUGGCCGCCGUUCACUAUGCUUGCACGAAAGCCAAGGAUGUGACGCCACAACAUCACAAAGCAGGGAGGAAACCUCGGCUCUCCAAGGAGGAUGAGGAUCAACUGGAGGCCUUUUACCUGACCAAGGGCAAAAAGCGGAAACUCAGCUGUCAAGAAAUGGCCGAAGAACUAUGGCCGGACCGGGGCGUGAGCGCAAAAAUCAUCAGGCAUGUUCUGGAUAAACGGGGGCAUCAUCUCAAAGGCGUCACACCUCGGAAACGUACUAGUUCUAGUACUCAGAAUCAAAGGCGACAAAAUCCUCCACAAGAAUCUGGGACGGUGGUGUCAAGAACUGAAGCGGAAGGACAACCAGCUCCGGAACAACUGGUUCAGUAGACGAUUGCGCCGGGUUUGUUACUCAAUGAUUUAGAAUUGAACAAAAAUGGUCUCGGGGCCUCACAUUUGCAUCCUGCUGGCCGGGCAUCUCAAAGCCAUCUCGCUUCAGCAGAGGAUGUCGGUGCCAGAGGGUGCAGGCGAAGGACCACAGAGGGUCGACGUCAUCGCCGUAUGUCACGAAUAAGGCACUGAUGGAGAUGCACUUAGUGACCGGGCUGAUUCCUCCAAGGAUAGUGAGCUAUCCGAUCCAAACGAUUGAGUGGAACUACUAAGUUCCAACUCGAGGACCAUCACAUCAUAUACAGCGCCAAGGAAAUUCAAUACCAGAAGCAAGAGCCAUCGGCUUUAUACCCAGCGAGACUGAACGCUCCUCUUCUCUCUGGCAAAUGGUAUAUGACAAGAAAUCACGCUUUUCAGGUCAGCCCAUUUUGAUACCUGACUGCUCGGGACGCUGUUCUGGCUUCAGGAAGACAGGUGGCCAAAGGCAUGGCACAUGGCAGACAAUACAGCUGAACCAGAGGCAAACGACAUCCCCUUUGCUGGAGGGGCAACUAUCGCUGCAGCGAAUCUAUUCAUCCCUGUGAGUCCAGGCUGUUAGUCCAUGGCCAUGACCCUGCUGCAUUGCAUCAUUCCAUGAUAUGGCCUCAGGGUGCAGGGCCUUUUUGAUUCUUACAAUCCAUCCAGAAGCGUUACCGUCCUUUCUUCGCGGCUCCUCUUCGGCCAGCGAGACUUCCAUCUGUCUCAGGUUUAUAGAUGCAAAAUUAAGCUAAGUAAGGCGUUCAUCUGGGUAUGGGGCGCAACUCGUAUUUAGUGGUUAUACUUAUAUUUCGUACGUUUUCCCACAGCCGAGACCCCAAUAUCGAAUGUCAACUACUAGUACGUGGUAGGUGUUCACACGAGCUCGUAACCGUCUCUGCACCGUUCAAAAAGCCCUGUUGACGCACCAGAGCGAGCGGAGGUUUCCGAGCAUUGCUCCAGAAAAUGGAGGAGACUCUGUUAAAGUCCACCAUUGCCAGGGGUGGAAAGACAAUAGAAACGUGUUGCUUAUUAUAACUCUAGCAACUUGAACCCAUAACAUGACGUCUGGUCGUAAAAGCCCAUCAUUCGGCCCCCAUCGGGCAACAACGUUGCAUACAUCAAUAUUCAUACGGUCCCCGUACUCGUACUCGUUCCACGCCCAAACGCCAUUUGCCCGUCCUUCAAUGUGUGCCCAUGCAUCACGAAGAACCGAUUCUUGCUCCUCCCAAGACCCCGAGCUUGCAGCCCAUAGUAAGUCCCACUCAGAAGCUGCAGUGGUGGUCGUACACGAUAUGACUUGUUCAGACAAGACACGCUCAAGCCUCGUCGAAAAUGCCGCAGUUGGGAUGCAAAGCGUAAGUGACUCUUUGGCCCGUGGCGGCAGAGGAGGGAUGGUCACCAUCGUUCUCGUCGUCGUCUUCGACAAGGCCUUGGCCCCGGAUGGCGAUGAUCACGUUGUCCUGCAGAGAAACCAGGACCUUCUUGGCCAACGAUCUCUCCGCGUGGAGUUCCUCCUCGUUGUUGAUCGUGUCCUCGAUCUGCUCGAGGUACCAGAGGAGCAGCUCGUUGUGCUCCGGUCCUUCGCCGGUACUGUCUUCGAGGUCGCGGAUGCGCGAGGCGAGCAUGUUUUGGAUCUGGUGGUACUUUUCAAAUGUAAUCUUGGUGGGAGGACGGUGCGGUGCCGCCGCCCCGCUGGUGUUGUCGGCUGCUGCUGCUGCUGGUCCGGCCUCAUCUCCGUGCGCAGCGUCGGCCAUGGGGCUGUCGCCGUCCUGGUGUGGUUGUUGCGCGGCGUCUUCUUCUUCUUCUUCGUCGCCGUCGACUUCCACAUCAUCCUUUUCCACGGUGAUGAUUGACUGGCGCAAGAGAUCGAAUGCCUCGAGGACCAUGGACUCGGUAAUGUCUUCGACACAGUUGGCUUUGGCAAUGGCCUCGCUGAGCCGGAUCAGCGACUCCAGCUGCCGCACCGUGAUGCGGUAGCUGUUCCUGCCGAGGCCGCCGGCGUCGUUGGCCCGGAGUUCCUUGUACUUCUCCACCAGGAGGGACUUGGCCUCGGGCGAGAAUUUGGGCUUGAAAGUCCGCGCAAAGCGGAUGUAUCGUUGUAGCUGUUCCGUCGAAAACUCGGGCUGGACGAAAUCGUCCUUUAGCAUGUGCAGGUUGACGAUGUGGUCGGCCAGAUGGCGGUCGACGUUCUCGUUGCACUCGUCCAGGAUCACAAAAAACAAAUCGAAUCGAGACAUGAUCGGGGCAGACAUGUUGAUGUUCGCCCGUAGCGUGGCUUUGCGGUUGUAUCUGCCGCCGAUGGGGUUGGCAGCGGCCAGGAUGCUCGUGCGUGCGUUCAGAGUGGCGUGGAUGCCGGCCUUUGCAAUGGAGAUGGUUUGUUGUUCCAUGGCUUCGUGGAUGGCCACUUGGUCGCUGAUGUCCAUUUUGUCGAACUCGUCGAUGCAGCACGUCCCGGAGUCGGACAACAUGAGCGCACCCGCCUCGAUUGUGUGUUCUCCUGUCUCUUCGUCCUUCACCACCGCUGCUGUGAGACCUGCAGCGCUCGACGCCUUGCCCGACGUGUAGAUGGCUCGUGGCAAGAACGAGGCAAUGUACUUCAGGAACUGGGAUUUGGACGUCGACGGGUCGCCCACAAUGCAGAUGUUGAUGUCGCCUCUCAGAGGCAUCCCCUCUGGUGUCAUCUUGGAAACACCACCGAGCAGUUGCAGCAAUAGACCUUUCUUGACCA
This is a messenger RNA of Exophiala dermatitidis NIH/UT8656, 3861 nucleotides long. RefSeq lists its product as uncharacterized. The record is from RefSeq and is a predicted model, not a curated record. The transcript has 2 exons. Lineage: Eukaryota; Fungi; Ascomycota; Eurotiomycetes; Chaetothyriales; Herpotrichiellaceae. The coding region runs from base 159 to 1115 and encodes 318 amino acids.